AUGCUCUCCCAACUCGGUCAAGGCAUACAAGCAGGACAAGAUCCUGCAACUGGUGUGUCCUUCUGGUGUUCCAUUCUCCUAGGACUUGGCAUUGGCAGCUGGUUAGCGAAUACGUCGUUUCUUGGUUUAUGGAUUGUUGUCGGGGAACUCCAAGCUGGAGAGGCUCGCCAAAAGAUCCACAACAGUUUCGCUUCCAAGCGGGUAGAGUGGCUAGGAUCUCUGGAUGAUGGAGUUGAGGGUCUUCACACAAGAAUACACACACAAAUUCGCGAGCUUCAAUCAGCAACUUCCCAGGUUUUGGGAUUUCUCAUCUGUGACUUGAUCACAGCAUGUGCAUCCAUUGGCAUCGCCCUUUAUUUUUCCUGGAAGCUAGCCUUAGUUCUUCUUUCCACUCUGCCAAUAUCCUCUAUAGUUCUUGGCCUUAUUAUGCGCAACCUGGACUCUGCGAUAACAUCGCAGAAACAGUUCUUACAGCAAGCAUCUACUUUCGCUGCGGCUUCUCUCAGGGGCAUUGAUCUUGUCCGAGUCUUCACUGGUUUUGAUAUAGAAAAAGUUAAAUACCGUUCGGCUCUAACGCUUGCUUCGAAGCACUUCUUCAAACAGGCGCGCAGCACGGCACUUCAAAUGGGCUACGUUGCUUUCUGGUCGAUUGCAAUCUUCGUAUUAGGCUUCUGUGUCGAGGCCCUCGCUGGUCAUUGGCUCGUGUUAUCGAAAGGAAAGUCUGCUGCCGCCUUCCUGUUGGACCUAGUUCGGAACGAAGAUUGGUUGGAAAGUUUCGCGCACAGGAACACGCCGCCUCCUCAAAUCCUUGGUGAUGUUUGGCUAGAUCAGGUAAACUUUGCCUACGCAUCUAACCCGGCUACCAAUAUCCUACAGAAUGCCACGGUGCAUUUCCCGGCGAAACAAAUCACAUUCCUCAUUGGUCAAAGCGGGUCAGCUACCGUGAAAGAUGGAGAUGGCGAACAGUUGACUGAAAAGAGUCGUUCCGAAUGCCAAAACUCAAAAGCUGACAAUCCCGUCUCGCAGCGUCCCUCUAUGAAUUCUGUAGGCAGUAUGCUAGGCACCGUGUGGCAGUCUCUUGGACAUCGCGACCGUGUCGCGCUCGUGUCUGCCAUUCUGCUCUGCCUUGCUGCUGCAGCUACAACGCCCGCCUUUGCCUUCUGUCUGGCUCAACUGCUCAGCGCAAUGUGGUCAACCACAAACAAGAGGGAAAAGGGAUUAAAGUGGGCACUGUAUCUCAUUGGCAUUGCUUUCGCAGAUGGAGUCUGCACGGCUGGUGGGCAUUUUCUAUUUGAAAAAGUCGGCCAAAGAUGGAUUGACCGCCUUAGGCAAGAUGCUUUCAGUAACGCGCUGGAGCAGUCAAGCUCAUGGUUUCGAAGACCCCAAGGUGCACCGGCUCUUCUCGUCCAAUGUCUCGACAGGAACGGCCAGGAAAUGCGCACCAUCAUGGGCAAGAUAAUGCCUAUUUUGAUAGUGGUGCUUUCAAUCAUGUGCAUAUCCAUCAUUUGGGCACUUGUCAUCUGCUGGAAAUUAACAAUGGUAACGUUAGCCGCUCUGCCGGUCAUUUUGCUUGCGAUCAAGAUGUACUCAACAGUCAGCUCGACAUGGGAGAAGAGAUGCAAUGACAGCGCUUUGACCUCGAGCGCCGUGCUCAGAGAAGUCUUGUUGAACUUUGAAUUUGUUCGAGCGUUUUCACUGCAUACAUAUUUCCAGGAAAAGCAGUCGGAGGCUGUCAGACAAGGCCUUCAGAUGGGACUGAAAAGAGCUCUGUUCACCAGCCCUACGUUCGGCCUCUAUCAAUCCAUGACCUUGCCUCUUGUUGCCAUGGUUUUCUAUUACGGCACAACACUUGCCUCGAAGGAAAGCUCUGGUACAACUGUAAAUGAGGUUCUCCAGGUCAUCAAUCUUUUGCUAUUCUGCAUAGGUAAUUCCUUCGAGCUACUGAACAAUCUCCCGCAACUCACAGCAGCCAAGGUCGCCGCUGUUGAACUUUUAGCUUAUGCUAGGAUGCCAAAAACGGUUUCCAGUCGAGGCGUAUCAGCCAUUCAGCUCAGCUGCCCGCUACCGAUACGGCUUCGCAACGUAGACUUUUCACCCGAAGACUCUCCAAAAGUCCUGAAAGGGGUUUGUCUCGAAAUCCAACCCGGCUCCUUCUUGGCUGUCGUAGGGUCAUCCGGCAGCGGCAAGUCAACCUUGUUAUCGCUCCUUCUUGGAACUAAUAUUCCCGACGGCCUUCCUGAGCAUGGCAUCGCGUCAGAAUUCUCCUUUAACGGGGCUCCAUUUUCCGUCGUAGAUGUACAACAUCUUCAGUCGAUGAUGGCGUACGUCCCUCAAGCGCCGUUCUUGUUUCCAGGCACCAUCAGAGAGAACAUUGCGUACGGGAUCCAAUCAACCUGCCCUGGCGCUUUGCAAAAGGCUGUUACUGAGGCUUCCAAAGCCGCAGGGAUACAUGACUUUAUCGUAUCGCUCCCCGACGGAUACAGCACGGUGGUGGGAGAUGGUGGACAAGCACUAUCAGGGGGUCAGGCUCAACGAGUAAACAUUGCGCGUGCCUUGGCCAGAAAGCCACGUCUUCUAGUUCUGGAUGAGCCGACAAGCGCUCUGGAUCCGGAAAGCACGUCUACUUUUCGCGAAAUGAUAGGAUGUUUGAUGCGGACGGGGCAUGAAGAAUGUGCGGGAAUGGCGGUAGUUGUUGCGACGCACAGCGUAGAGAUGAUGCAGAUGGUUGACGAAGUUGUGGUUCUAGAGGGAGGACGAAAGGUGGAACAGGGAAGAUAUGAUGAUCUGGUUGCCAGACAGGAUCAUCUAUGGCGGCUUGUCAACAGCGAGACAUGA
This is a messenger RNA of Ustilaginoidea virens, 2835 nucleotides long. RefSeq lists its product as uncharacterized. The record is from RefSeq and is a predicted model, not a curated record. The transcript is spliced from 5 exons. NCBI's taxonomy places the organism in Eukaryota, Fungi, Ascomycota, Sordariomycetes, Hypocreales, Clavicipitaceae. Gene Ontology annotation, molecular function: ATP binding; ABC-type transporter activity; ATP hydrolysis activity. Bases 1 to 2835 code for a protein of 944 amino acids. Gene Ontology annotation, biological process: transmembrane transport. Gene Ontology annotation, cellular component: membrane.